Sturnus vulgaris (Common starling) is the source of this 1493-nucleotide messenger RNA. RefSeq names its product Bardet-Biedl syndrome 10 (gene BBS10). Gene Ontology annotation, molecular function: ATP binding; ATP-dependent protein folding chaperone. NCBI's taxonomy places the organism in Eukaryota, Metazoa, Chordata, Aves, Passeriformes, Sturnidae. Gene Ontology annotation, biological process: chaperone-mediated protein complex assembly. The record is from RefSeq and is a predicted model, not a curated record.
AUGUGCCACCGCUGCGCCCCGGCCGCCGCCGCCCGCCCGCAGGUGCUGAGGCUCCUCGGCCGGCGGUUCGCGGAGCUGCACGCCGCCGUGCCCGGCCUGCCCCUGGCGAGCUCCAGGGUCCUGCCCGGCAUCGUCCUGCGCAGGGACUUCGCUGUGUACUGCCCGACGGACGGGGAGCUGCGGGCCCUGCUCGUCACCGAGCCCCUGCGGCCCGCCCUGACGGCCCCCGGUGUCGAGUUUGUUGUAGACUCCGAGGGUCAGUAUCAGGCUUCCCUCCGCUGGAUCGCCGAGAGGACAGAAGCCUUGAUGAAACGCUUGCAGAGUAACAACGUUAAGCUGUUACUGUCGAGUGCGAAGCAGGAAGAAGUAGUUAUCUACUAUGCCAAAUUAUACGGUGUGUCUGUGGUAGAGUGCUUAUCGUCGGAAGAAAUGGCCCUUAUCGGUGAAAUCACCGGUGUUUGUCCUUACUCACCUUUCGGUGAUAACAUGGACAGAGAAAUUACCGAAACUGCGGUGGUAACGUUUUGCCGGCCCUUGCUGCUCGUCUCCAAGAGAUGUGUGCACAUUGGCCUCACCAGUGUGUGUGCUUUCCAGCCCCAUUGCCUCAUCCUCUGUGGCCCGGUGGAUGGUGUUAAUGAGCAACAUGCUGCUGCUUUACAAGAGGCAUUCACAAUGCUGCAGCAGCUGUUGAAAACAGUUGAUCACAGGGAGCAAUGGAAAGCAGAAGGUGAAAGCCAGAGCGAAGCCUCAGAUAUUUGCACUUGUCAUUUUUCAGCUACUCAGAAACAACUGAUAAUAGAAAAUACUUGUAAUAGUAACCAGGUUUCUGAAUGUCAGUUGAAAGCACUUAGUGAUGAAACAGAGAGAAGAAUUUUAGACCCUGAUAAAAGUGAUCUGCUGGUCCACAGUCAAAAGAACCACAGCACUCCUGUGUUAGUGGCACAUAACACUCAUACAGUCACUGCAUGUGAGUGCCUGGAUGUUGGCAAAGGUCUAGAGAAAGCAUGUUGCCGUAUAGCUCCAUUUACACAGGAGGAGAGUUGUGCAGGUAUUGCACAGGAUUACGUCAGCUGCCUCAUAGAAGCAGGAUCAGUUUUGCCAGUAGGAGGUUACUUUGAAAUCCUGUUACAUUAUUAUAUUCAGGACUAUGCAAAACAGUGUCAGCAGUCAGAGGUAAUAAUUGUAUCUAACGUGGUUGCUGAUGCUUUGCUAAGUAUUCCCAAGGCCUUGUACCAGAAAGCAGAACAAGAUGGCUUUACCAAAUUCUAUCUUGAAACCAUUAAUUUACUCCGAAAAAAUCAGCCACUGCCUAUACACGAUGAAGGCUUAGAGUCAGUGUAUUGCAAAUACCAGUUGGUCAUUUCAGUUCUUCAUUGUGUUACAGAGCUUCUCUCCAUAGACUUAGUAAUUGGUAUUAGGCAGCCACUCCAAAAAAUUGAGGAUUGUGACUCAGAAGAUGACUCUUGAAAUCAUUAAUAAAGAAUGAUUUUGAA